GGGAGGGAGGAGUGUGGGAAGAGGAAGGAAAAAAGAGCGAGACAGCCAGGGGAAGAGAAAGAUGUCACUGUCUAAUCUCCCUGUCAUUUUUAUUUGCAGCAGGCGCCGGGCCGAGGAGCUGCUAGAACAAUGCUGAGGCGGGUGAGGUGAGGAGCGGCCGCCGGCCCCGCCGACGGAGCGUCUGGAACAGGUGAUAGGAGGAUCCGAACCCCCGGCCACCUGGGCAGCCCCGCCCGGCGGCGCCCCGGACCCCCGGGUGGGGGGAGACCAUGGCGACCAAUUUCAACGACAUCGUCAAGCAAGGCUACGUGAAGAUGAAAAGCAGGAAGCUGGGGAUCUACCGGCGGUGCUGGCUGGUGUUCCGGAAGUCUUCCAGCAAGGGGCCCCAGCGGCUGGAGAAGUAUCCGGAUGAGAAGUCAGUGUGCCUCCGAGGCUGCCCCAAGGUGACCGAGAUCAGCAACGUCAAGUGUGUCACGCGGCUCCCCAAGGAGACCAAGAGGCAGGCAGUGGCCAUCAUAUUCACCGACGACUCGGCACGUACCUUCACCUGCGACUCAGAGCUGGAGGCGGAGGAAUGGUACAAGACGCUGUCUGUGGAGUGUCUGGGUUCACGACUCAAUGACAUCAGUCUGGGAGAGCCAGACCUCCUGGCCCCAGGAGUGCAGUGUGAGCAGACAGACCGCUUCAACGUCUUCCUGUUGCCCUGUCCCAACCUGGACGUGUAUGGCGAGUGCAAGCUGCAGAUCACCCACGAGAACAUCUACCUCUGGGACAUACACAACCCCCGCGUGAAGCUCGUCUCGUGGCCCCUCUGCUCGCUGCGUCGCUACGGCCGGGAUGCCACACGCUUUACCUUCGAGGCUGGCCGGAUGUGCGAUGCUGGGGAAGGGCUCUACACCUUCCAGACCCAGGAAGGGGAACAGAUUUACCAGCGGGUCCACAGUGCCACCCUGGCCAUCGCUGAGCAACACAAGCGUGUCCUGCUGGAGAUGGAGAAGAACGUGCGGCUGCUGAACAAGGGCACGGAACAUUACUCGUACCCCUGCACGCCCACCACCAUGCUGCCCCGCAGCGCUUACUGGCACCACAUCACGGGCUCCCAGAAUAUUGCCGAGGCCUCCAGCUACGCCGGUGAGGGGUACGGGGCUGCCCAGGCCAGCUCAGAAACAGACCUCCUCAACCAAUUCAUCCUGCUAACGCCAAAGCCCAGCCAGGGGGACAGCAGCGAGGCCAAGACCCCAGCCCAGUGACAGGGCUGCUGCCCAGCAAGGACCACAGGGUGGCCUAUUGCAGGGCCGCCUGCAGCGUACUGUGCACAGCCUCGGGGGGCUGCUGGCCCAGAGCCUGGGGAAACGGCGCGAGCUGUCCUUUCCCUGCCCCCGAGCGUGAGGCUGGACCAAGGCACAGGGCUGGCCACGCCACCAGAGCAUGUGUGAGGGGCUGGAGCCACUGCGGGACUAUAUACUGUUAAUGAUCUUAAUAUAUAUGGCUUAUGACAUAUUCUAUAUUAAUGAGAUUUCCCCCCCUCCCUCCCUGACACCACAUACACAUUUUUUAAUCCCAUGACCAGGUCCCAGUCAAGGCUGUUUUUGAACAUGAGGGCAGCUGUUCCCUGUCCUCUGUGGGACAGCCCUCCUGCUGCCCGGACCUGCUGGCGCUGCCGGGGCUGGAGGUAGCAGACAGAGCUCGAGGCUGGCGCUGGGACGGCUGGCUCUCCCCGCAGCCCAGGGGCUAGGACAGCAGGUGGUUUCUCCUUUCCUCUGGGCCUCGAGCGGCACAGGAAGCGUCUGAGCUUCCACCGUGCCCCUUGGCAGCCUUGCACUUGGGAGUUUCAAGCAAAGGUGACAUCUGGUUGACACCUCAGGUGAAAAUCUGGUUUUAAAAUAUAAUUUUUGCCCAGGCUCCUUCCUGCUUAGUAGGCUAAGAUACCCCAGGGGCAGGGGUGCUGGCUCCCUCAGCCAGGCGGAGGGCGGCCCACGCCGAGCUCCUACAUUGCCCCAGGGCCAGCCGGGCAGGUGGCUGGCUGCAGCAGGACUGCUGUGGGGGGUACCCCCGCUGCCCCCUCACUGACCGAGGGUAGGUGAUGGCCCAGCAGAGGGAGCCCCUCUGCCCAGUGUGGCCACCCUCUGGCCAGCCAAAAGCACUCAGAAACCGAGCCCUCCCCAUUUCCCUCUCCCCACAUGGUGCUGAGGCUCCCUGCUGAAAUGCCAUUAAAAGCAGUUGAUUUUCUAGCGCUGGUGUUUACUGACUACCUUGCAGAAGGGCUAUCUUUCUACUCCCGUCAAGUCUUUGGUUGCGUGUGUGGGUUUUUUGCUUUUUAAUACUUUAGGGUUCUGAUUUGUGCGAACAGACCUUGUUGUAAAUAACCACUAAUCAAGUUGUGGCAGGAGGAUCCGGGGAGGGGGCCACAGCCAGCUCGGCUCCAAACCCGACCCUGGGAAUGACCACCCAGAGGAAUAAACUAGACUGAAGAAGGGAGCCUGGGGCCAAAGGCCUUGGAGAGGGAGGCAGGGCUGCGCUGGCUCAAGUUAGUGGCACGAUGACGCAUGAAGGAGAUUAUGUUGUGCUCUUUAUUGCCAAAAAUAAAAACUUUUAAAAAGACAA
Molecule: messenger RNA, 2604 nt
Organism: Ailuropoda melanoleuca (giant panda)
Lineage: Eukaryota; Metazoa; Chordata; Mammalia; Carnivora; Ursidae
Gene: DOK4
Product: docking protein 4
Exons: 8
Coding region: 270-1250 (326 amino acids)
Biological process (GO): cell surface receptor protein tyrosine kinase signaling pathway
Cellular component (GO): cytoplasm
Source: RefSeq, a predicted model, not a curated record